Molecule: messenger RNA, 1050 nt
Organism: Neurospora hispaniola
Lineage: Eukaryota; Fungi; Ascomycota; Sordariomycetes; Sordariales; Sordariaceae
Product: mitochondrial import receptor subunit tom-40
Exons: 5
Coding region: 1-1050 (349 amino acids)
Biological process (GO): protein import into mitochondrial matrix
Cellular component (GO): mitochondrial outer membrane; mitochondrial outer membrane translocase complex
Molecular function (GO): transmembrane protein transporter activity
Source: RefSeq, a predicted model, not a curated record
AUGGCUUCGUUUUCCACCGAGUCGCCUUUGGCGAUGCUGCGCGACAAUGCCAUCUAUUCGAGCCUUUCCGAUGCCUUCAACGCCUUCCAAGAAAGGAGGAAACAGUUCGGUCUUUCCAACCCCGGCACGAUCGAGACCAUCGCCCGCGAGGUCCAACGCGAUACCCUCCUCACCAACUACAUGUUCUCUGGCCUCCGCGCGGACGUCACCAAGGCUUUCAGCCUCGCCCCUCUCUUCCAAGUUUCCCACCAGUUUGCCAUGGGUGAGAGGUUGAACCCUUAUGCCUUUGCUGCUCUCUACGGAACCAACCAGAUCUUCGCUCAGGGUAACCUGGACAACGAGGGCGCUCUCUCGACAAGAUUCAACUACAGAUGGGGCGAUAGGACCAUCACCAAGACGCAGUUCUCGAUUGGUGGCGGCCAGGAUAUGGCCCAGUUUGAGCAUGAACACCUUGGCGACGACUUCAGUGCCUCCCUCAAGGCCAUCAACCCCUCUUUCCUUGACGGCGGUCUCACCGGUAUUUUUGUCGGCGACUACCUCCAGGCCGUCACUCCCAGACUCGGCCUCGGUCUCCAGGCCGUCUGGCAACGUCAGGGUCUCACUCAGGGCCCCGACACCGCUAUCUCCUACUUUGCCCGCUACAAGGCCGGUGACUGGGUUGCUAGCGCUCAGCUCCAGGCUCAGGGUGCUCUCAACACUUCCUUCUGGAAGAAGCUGACGGAUAGGGUCCAGGCUGGUGUUGACAUGACCCUAUCUGUUGCUCCCUCUCAGAGCAUGAUGGGUGGUCUUACCAAGGAAGGCAUCACCACCUUUGGUGCCAAGUACGACUUCAGAAUGUCCACCUUCAGGGCUCAGAUCGACUCCAAGGGCAAGCUCAGCUGCUUGCUCGAGAAGCGUCUUGGUGCCGCCCCCGUCACUCUGACCUUCGCUGCUGAUGUUGACCACGUCACUCAACAAGCCAAGCUCGGCAUGUCCGUCUCCAUUGAGGCGUCUGAUGUCGAUCUCCAGGAGCAGCAAGAGGGUGCCCAGUCCCUUAACAUCCCCUUUUAA